AUGUGUUCACACUUACGCAUUCAUUAUCAUGUAAUGACAAGUCAGCCUAACCUGAAUAGUCCUCAGUUUCUUUGUCACUGUAGACAUGUACAAAGAAUAAUCUCUCUCUCUCUUCUUCUUGUACAAUCUAUAUCUCUCUUACACACACACACACACACACACACACACACUCCCUCUCUCUCUCUCUCUCUCUCAACAUUUCUCUCUGCCUUUCUCUUUAUCUCUCUCUGCCUUUCUCUUUAUCUCUCUCUGCCUUUCUCUUUAUCUCUCUCUGCCUUUCUCUUUAUCUCUCUCUGCCUUUCUCUUUAUCUCUCUCUGCCUUUCUCUUUAUCUCUCUCUGCCUUUCUCUUUAUCUCUCUCUGCCUUUCUCUUUAUCUCUCUCUGCCUUUCUCUUUAUCUCUCUCACUCUCUCAGCCUUUCUCUUUAUCCAUUGUGCUAUCUCUCUCUGUCUUUGUCUCUUGCUCUCUGUCUUUGUCUCUUGCUCUCUGUCUUUGUCUCUUGCUCUCUAUCUUUCUCUUGCUCUGUCUUUUUCUCUUGCUCUAUCUUGCUCUCACCCCCACUCUCUGCUUUUCUUUGUCUCUUGCUCUCUCUCUCCCCCUCUCUCCUUUUCUAUGUCUCUUGCUCUCUCUCUCCCCCGCUCUGCUUUUCUUUGUCUCUUGCUCUCUCCCCCUCUCUGCUAUUCUUUGUCUCUUGCUCUCUCCCUCUCUCUGCUUUUCUUUGUCUCUUGCUCUCUCUGCUUUUCUUUGUUUCUUGCUCUCCUUCUAUGUCUCUUUCUCUCCCUCUGUCUCUCUUUCUCUUUGUCUCUUGCUCUCCCUCCCUCUAUCUCUUUCUCUCUGUCUCUUGCUCUCCCUCUCUCUCUUUCUCUUUGUCUCUUGCCCCCCCUCUCUCAUAUAUUUUCCUAUUUUCUUUCUCUAUCUCUCCUGUUUUUAUUCCCUUCUUUUCUUUUAUUCUGUCACUUUCUUUACUUUUGUAUUGUUUCAUUUCUUUUUCAUUCUCUGUUCUUUACCUUUUCUCUCACUCUCAGCACUUUAUAUUUGCCUUUUUCUCAAAUUCUUUUCUUUCUUCGUUAUUGUUUCCUUUACCCACACCCCAUAUUCUCAUCAUAAAUCAUUAUAUCAUAUCAUUAUCAUAAAUUAUAUAAAUCAUAUCAUAAACAUAAUUUCAAAACAUUUUCUCUCUGUCUUUGUCUCUUGCUCUCUCUGUCUUUGUCUCUUGCUCUCUCUGUCUUUGUCUCUUGCUCUCUCUGUCUUUGUCUCUUGCUCUCUGUGUCUUUGUCUCUUGCUCUCUCUGUCUUUGUCUCUUGCUCUCUCUGUCUUUGUCUCUUGCUCUCUUCAUGGUCAUUUGUUUAUUUUUGUAUUCUCAAAUAUACCAAAAAAUAUUACCUCAUAA
Messenger RNA from Acanthosepion pharaonis, 1389 nucleotides. NCBI's taxonomy places the organism in Eukaryota, Metazoa, Mollusca, Cephalopoda, Sepiida, Sepiidae. The record is from the annotation of a GenBank genome assembly.